AUGGACAGAGCCAGUCACAACUUUGGAACCAUUGAGGAUCUUCGGGCCAACGCCAACCUCACUGCCAACUACUUGGUCGGGCCAGCGGGGAACCAGACUGCCCAUUUCGAGACAGCUUUCGAGAAUGCAUACCUCAAACGCCUUGCAGGCUUCGCAGUUUCUGUAACGGAUAUCUUCGGUCAGUUUUACCGACAGUAUCUGCCAGCGUCCUGGGGCUAUAAGAGCGUUUCCGAUGUCGCCAACCCCAACACGACCUUCUCCCAGGGACUUGCACCGAUGCCGAUAGUCCUCCUUGCCGAGGUUGUCCCAGGCUCCUCUCCUGAGGUGGGCGGAAUCAUGUAUCCGGGAGUCAACUCGAGCAACUUGACCAUGUACGAGCAAACGCCGUUCGAAUUCGGCAGCUGGGUCGGAGGGCGUGUGCAAGCCUUUAUGCCCACCAAAUUCCUCGGCACUGCCAUGAACAAUGGAACGCCAGCGAACUCGAGUCAUUGCGUGAACGGCUUCGACAAGGUCACGUUUGCGCAGGGCAGCACGGGCGGUGCCUGGAACUUUUGGUUCAUUGACGCCUUCUACAAUAUCGCCCUCUUUUACAAGCGGGACAGAGUACCUCCCCUCGAGAGGCGGUCCACACUCGCGGACACGCCCUCGAUUCCUAUUCCUCAAAGCCAAAGCCAGAAUCCACAGGUCGUGCUGGUCAAUGAGACCGCUACGGUGUUCAAUCAGACGUUCAACGAAUCCAUGUGGGGCACAUACCCCAACCCCUUCAACAACUACAAUAAGCAAAUGCAAGGAGAGACUGAGCUCCUGAUUGUCGACGGCAGUGAAACAGGCGAGACGAUCCCUCUAAGGUCUCUAGUCGUGCCGCAAAGAAGCGUUGAUUUCAUCCUCGCCUUUGACUCCAGCGGGGAGAACCCGGGCAAUAACUGGGUUAACGGCACGACCUUUAGGAUGAGCGCAGCUGCAUCGAAGCUCAAUGGGAUACCCUUCCCAGAAGUCCCUGAUCCUGCGACCUUUAUCAAUCUGGGCUUGAAUCGAUAUCCUACAUUCUUCGGCUGUAACGCUUCCGCAUCCACGCCGCUGAUCCUCUACCUCCCGAACGCGCCGUGGUCGGCAUACUCGAACUACUCGUACACGGUCCCGUCCUUCACCGACAACCAACUGGACCUGGUCUUCAACAACUCUCUCAACAUGGUAACUUUCGGGCUGGGGAAACUGGAUGGUGUGCGCAGUGGAGGGAAGAACGCAACACUAUCACCAACGCCACCAUUCCCGGCCUGUAUCGCCUGCGGCCUCAUCUACAAGUCCCUGCUCCGGAUUGGUGAGACGAUCCCCGCAGCAUGCCAGGCUUGCUUUGCCACGCACUGCUGGAAUGGCUCGACGGCGGACAGCCCAGCGACGCCGGUGUAUGAUCCGGGUCUGUUGAUGGAGCCGGGCGUUGGGUAUGAGGAGUGGAAUGCGACUGUUUGGACAUGAUCGGUGGAGUAAGCAGCCAUAUAAGGCCCCAUCGUAAACACCAUUAUUUCCGAGCCGUUGGAUCUGGUGGUUUACAGUCUGAUAUCAUCUAAAACAAACAUGGUUAUGCUCCCGUGGCGAUGAUGCCUC
Cladophialophora immunda is the source of this 1602-nucleotide messenger RNA. RefSeq lists its product as uncharacterized. Gene Ontology annotation, cellular component: cytosol. Bases 1 to 1473 code for a protein of 490 amino acids. The transcript is spliced from 3 exons. Gene Ontology annotation, molecular function: A2-type glycerophospholipase activity. The record is from RefSeq and is a predicted model, not a curated record. NCBI's taxonomy places the organism in Eukaryota, Fungi, Ascomycota, Eurotiomycetes, Chaetothyriales, Herpotrichiellaceae. Gene Ontology annotation, biological process: glycerophospholipid catabolic process.